AUGGGCAUAGUUGUCUUGAGAUGUUCAGUAUUCGAUAGAAAAAAUGAUCUCUUCCCCUAUAAAAUUGAAAGGGAAAAGGCAUUGGCAAAAAAGCAAGGCAAUUCAUACUUUAUGACUGACUACUCCUUUUAUUCUAAGGAACAUGGAGGAACUUUUCAUUUCAUUUAGUUUAGUAUUAUUGAUACAAUAGAGUUUCUAGAGUCCCCUGAAUUAGAUCAUCUUUUGGAUUUCUUUGAUUAAAACUAUCAAUUUCAAAAGUAGAAUGCAAAGAUUUUGCUUAAUCAUAUCUAUCAAAGGAAAAACAUUAUUGACUACAAGAUUUCCUAAAGCUUUUUUGAAUAAGCAGUAAAGAGAAAUUAUUAGGACAUGCCUAUCCUUAGCACAGGUGGUUACAAUGAUCACUUCUUAACAUUCGUGAGCCAUAUAUUUAACACAGAGGUAGUUAAAUGCAGGGACUUUCUGCCAUUUGUGAUUAUAGCUCUUGAUUAUUUAAACAAGUACACUAAUGAUUGCUUUUUCAAACUAAGUGGAUCUAGUUCAGGAAUAAUUAACUUCGCAGGAAAGCUAAAUAUAGAAACUAAGCCCAAGUAAUAGUACUUCUCAUUAAAGGAUGACCUGUAUCCCUAUCUAUUAGUUAAUAUGAGAUCUGGAGCCACAUUCACAAGAGUUGAUUCAAAAGAUAGUCAUACUAGGCUAUGUGGAACUUCUAUAGGGGGCUCAUUCUGUUGGGGGAUAUUGAGACUGCUAAAUUAUUUUGAUAAUCCGACAGAGGCUGUUAUUGCAGCAUCAAAGGGGGAUAGUUCUAAGGUUGACAUGUCCGUUGGAGAAAUCUAUGGAUAAGAUUAUUCCUCCAGAGGGUUGCCAGCCAAAAUGAUAGCCUCAAGUUUUGGGCGACUCAAGGAUUAUAAUCAAGAGUAAAUCUAAUAAGUCUCUAAAGAGGAUAUAUCUAGGUCUCUUUUGACUAUGACUGCAGUUAACAUUUUGAUUUUUUCAAAUAUGAUUGUAAAACUGCAUAAUCUUAAAAAGGUUGUUUGGAUAGGAGUUCAUGUUGACCUCUUAGAAUACAUGUAAAUGUCUGAGCAAGCUUUUAGUAUGUUAGCUAAAGAGCAAUCGCACCUGAUUUUCCCUAGAUAUCAUAGUUUUCUUGGAAGUCUAGGAUUACUUCUUACUCAUGGGAACUUAAAUUAAGACUGA
Messenger RNA from Stylonychia lemnae, 1194 nucleotides. NCBI's taxonomy places the organism in Eukaryota, Ciliophora, Spirotrichea, Sporadotrichida, Oxytrichidae. The record is from the annotation of a GenBank genome assembly.